AAGCCAAACAAGCUCCACGCCGGGUGUGGGCUGAGCGAAAACCCUCUGGUCCUGGCUCUUCUCCUUGGGUUGGCGAUCCGACCGCCAGGGCUGAAGUUCUGUCCAAUGUGUCUUUUCCGCUUCCUUGUGGGAACUCCGUUUAAAGGAAGAGCUGUCUGUGCGUUAUAGACACACAGGUCCAAGACAAAGUUAAACUAUAAUCCUCCAAAAGAUGAUGGAUCAACCUAUAAGAUUGAACUUGAAGGGAUAUCGGUAAUGGUUAUGAGAGAGAUCCUGGAUUACAUCUUCAGUGGGCAGAUCCGGCUAAAUGAAGAUACCAUCCAAGAUGUUGUCCAGGCAGCGGACCUGCUCCUGCUGACAGAUCUUAAGACUCUGUGCUGCGAGUUUUUAGAAGGCUGCAUUGCUGCUGAGAACUGCAUCGGGAUCCGUGACUUUGCACUUCACUACUGCCUGCACCACGUGCAUUACCUUGCCACGGAAUACCUGGAGACUCACUUUCGAGAUGUCAGCAGCACAGAAGAAUUCCUAGAACUGAGUCCUCAGAAGCUUAAGGAAGUGAUUUCUCUUGAGAAGUUAAACGUUGGCAAUGAAAGAUACGUAUUUGAGGCAGUAAUUCGAUGGAUAGCACAUGAUACCGAAAUGAGAAAGGUCCACAUGAAGGACGUUAUGUCAGCACUGUGGGUUUCAGGAUUAGACUCCAGCUACUUACGGGAACAGAUGCUGAAUGAACCAUUAGUACGAGAAAUUGUCAAAGAGUGCAGCAAUAUACCACUGAGCCAGCCACAACAAGGAGAGGCAAUGCUGGCCAGUUUCAAACCCCGGGGCUACUCAGAGUGCAUUGUGACCGUUGGUGGAGAAGAAAGAGUUUCACGGAAACCAACAGCAGCAAUGCGCUGCAUGUGCCCUCUUUAUGACCCUAAUAGGCAGCUUUGGAUUGAACUGGCCCCGUUAAGCAUGCCAAGAAUUAACCACGGAGUGCUCUCAGCAGAAGGAUUUUUGUUUGUAUUUGGGGGCCAAGAUGAAAAUAAGCAGACCCUGAGCUCAGGAGAAAAGUAUGACCCAGAUGCAAAUUCAUGGACUGCAUUGCCACCAAUGAAUGAGGCAAGACAUAACUUUGGAAUUGUGGAGAUCGAUGGAAUGCUUUACAUUUUAGGAGGAGAGGAUGGUGAAAAAGAGCUAAUUUCCAUGGAGUGUUAUGAUAUUUAUUCUAAAACCUGGACAAAGCAACCUGAUUUGACCAUGGUUAGAAAGAUUGGCUGCUAUGCAGCUAUGAAAAAGAAAAUCUAUGCCAUGGGUGGAGGGUCAUAUGGAAAACUUUUUGAAUCUGUGGAAUGUUAUGACCCAAGGACCCAGCAAUGGACUGCUAUAUGUCCGCUGAAAGAGAGAAGAUUUGGAGCUGUAGCCUGUGGAGUUGCCAUGGAACUGUAUGUAUUUGGGGGAGUCAGAAGUCGCGAGGACAUCCAGGGUAGCGAGAUGGUAACUUGCAAGUCUGAAUUCUACCAUGAUGAGUUUAAAAGGUGGAUCUAUCUUAAUGACCAGAAUUUAUGCAUCCCCGCCAGUUCCUCUUUUGUUUAUGGAGCUGUACCCAUAGGAGCCAGUAUUUAUGUUAUCGGAGAUCUUGACACAGGUACCAAUUACGACUACGUGCGUGAGUUUAAAAGGAGCACAGGAACCUGGCACCACACUAAACCACUCCUUCCAUCUGACCUCCGCCGCACUGGGUGUGCAGCCUUACGUAUUGCAAAUUGCAAGCUUUUCCGCCUGCAGCUUCAGCAAGGCUUAUUCCGUAUCCGUGUUCAUUCACCUUGAAGAGGAAGCAGAGCCGAAGCAGAGCUCCUGACCAAGCACCAUAAGGUGGCUCUAUGCGAGGGGGACAGAGAUGGCAGCCAAACCUUGCUCUGCGUGCCGGGCUUUGUGUGGUAACUCUGGUGGUUUUAUAAUGCUUAGACGCUUGAGCUUCAGCUCUUGUUUGGGAGAACAUGUAACUGUUGACAAACUGCCUGGGAGGAAUUAGUUCCUCCAGUUAGAUGUGUCUAUAGACAAAUGGAGGCUAGUCAGUGUCAAAAGGAAGAGGGAAGUGAGAAUUGGCAUAAUGGAAAAUACUAAAGUUAAAAUACUAAGGUGCAUUUUCCCUGAAGGGAACUCGUAUCUGACUGCUGUGUACCUGGCUUUGGUAAACAAACAAACAAAAAUCCAUAUAUGCAAAUCAACAUGCCCAAACAUACCAAGACUGCUUUCUUCUGCACUUGGAAGGAAAUAUUAUGCCUAACCCUGCCCAACAAAUUAAGGAUUGUGCCUAAAAUGUUAGAUUGUACUGUAUGCCAGCUAGUCUCCAUUUACUAUUAGUAUUCUGUGCUGAGAAUAUUUUUUAAACUAUAUUAUGAUGAAUUGAAACUAAGAUAAAAUUUGUUUGGUGACAUUCUAUCUUAGUAAUGUAAAGACUCAAUAAAUGAGUGAGUCAAGUUGCAGCCCUCAUGUGACUUUAAAGGAAGUUGCUAAAAUCUGUGUUAACUUAGAUUAAGGUACGUCAUGCCAUACUUUCUGGGUGGUACUGGUGGAGUUGGGAAGGGUCUCAGCAGUGCCACUCGUCCUUCAGUUCAUCAGAACCGUUUUCUAAAUCGGAGGCCAUUAGAGAGUAGGAGAUUUUAUAAAAGAAAGGCCUGAGUCAGACAAAUAAUAAAGGUCUGCUGUGACUACAAAAACAUACAAAAAAAACUGUCCAGGCAAAAUAUAAAGGGAUCAAAACUUUUUUAAAAAAUCUGUCUGAAAGCACACACAGUCUUGUUUACUACUGUUUAGGAUUUGAAAACUUGUCUUAGAAUGCGAAUGUGUUCAGAAUCUAGUCUUUGUAGUAGAAUUUUCUCAAUGCCGUUCACUAGUAAGAGUUUUAGACAAAUUAUGAUAAAGUUUGGCUGGUAGAAUACACUACCUCAACCUAAUUUCAUUCUGUUCAUAGUAGAGCAAAUUCAUCUUUUCCUCCUUUCCUAUCUCUCACUCCCAUGCCACUCUACCCACUUCCUAUGGGGGGAAAGUCUGUCAUUAGUAGCAUUUAUCUUUAAAGAUAUUUUGCUUCCCAUUCAAAUUACACCACCUUAGUGUGAAAUCAGGGACUUCAAAGUGCUUGAUUGCUUCAUCAUUUGAAUUUUAUGCAAUAUCAGGUUUCUAGUCAAUUGAAUAUAGAAUUCUUCAUUUUUAAUUGUUUUCUACAGCUUUUUUCUCUCUCUUAGAAUAUGGCUCUAUGCACAGCAUUUUGUCAUAAAGAUUAAUGUAUUAAUGUAUCUAUCCUCUGGUUGCAAAUUUGAGACCAGGAAUUUUUUUAGGAAACUGCUAUAUGGAAUGUUUGUAUGUUGUUAGCAUGCAUAUGAAAUGUCGCUUGUGUUUUCCCACCAUGACAGAAAAAAGAGUGAGAGUUUUUGUUGUUGUUUUUAAUACCCAUUAGAAGUCAACACAAUGCUAUCAAAGUUGCUGAAAGGAGCCUUGCCUGUGGGGGUUCUAAAGAAUGUUGUGUGUGGCUCAUUUACUCUCCAUUCUGGCAGAAGAGUUGGUAAAAGAAGGUAUGAGGUUUUCAUAUUCUGUGUCAGGGCACGAGGCCAGGUUUGCCACACAUUUAUGUAACAGUCAAAUUCAAUCUGUAAAUCAAAGCCGGUUUUUUUUCUUUGUGUUGUGUACCAGUCAGCUGUCCGCACACUUUCCCAGGGAUACUUUGGAUAUUUAUUAAUCAAAGCAAGCUCCAUGGCCACUGCAAAGAAAGAAAACUUGCUUUUUACAAUUAGAUAUCAGUUUUAGAAAAGAUAAAUUGCUGAAAAAAUGAAUUUGCUUUGGUAAAAUAUCUUGUAUAGAACACAACUUUGACAUUCAGAAGCUGCAGAUGAGGUACAUUACAGUGGUAAUUGAUAUCUUAUUAAAGCCAUGACAAUCAGCAGUUCUCUCUUUUUUUAAAAUUUCUGAAGUUUAAAAUUCUUCCUGGUCUAUGCCAGGCCUUUCCAAGGAGACAGUUCAUUGUCCAGGCGUGAAUGGGUCCCGGAUGCAAUAUUGUCAGUGCCUGCAUGACUUGGUCAAUUCAUUUUAUAAAGUAUUUUUUUAAAUUCAGUUUGAUGACACUAUUGCUGCAGAAAUUAGGGAAUGUUUUAUAAAAUAAACUUGCCACAUAAUAUGGGAUGCAACAACUAACAAAAGCUGUUAAGUGCCAAAUUGUUUUUUACUAUAUAUAAAUAUAAAAAUAUUAUGUUGGAGUGUAGGGAUGUAUUUAACUUUAUUAUGUUCCAAAAUUAACCAUGACUUUUUUUGUAAAUUACAGUUAUUUCAGUAUUGUGAAAUAAAUUUUAACUUAUUUCAUGCAGGUUUGUGUUUUAACAUUCCACUUAUGACUUGAAACAUCUUUUCUUGAUAAAUUUUUGAUACUUCUUUUUCCAUAAGGCACUUUUACCAGGAGUAUGUUGGAAUUGGCGGCUAAGGAUAGAUCUUAAAAUUUUAAAUAUAAUAUCUUUGGGGGAAGUGCAAUUUAUUUUCAUUAUCCCACCAAACAGAAGGAAAGUUGUCUCAGGUUAGAAUAAGUGAAUAUUUAAAGGAUCUCUCCUAUGCUACAGUCAAAAGUAGAUUUGUUUGUUUAUUUGUUUAACACAUCCAAAUGCAGAUUUUUUUCAAAGAUUUUUAAGUGUUUAAUUUACAGUGAAGUUUUGUGUGAUUUUUUUUUGUGUGUGAUAGUACUUAUAUCCUGUGAGAGGAAAAGUGUGAGAAGAGAGAUGAGAGAGAGAGCAAGAGAGAGAGAGAGAGAGAGAGAGAGAGAGAGAGAGAGAGAGAGAGUGUGUGUGUGUGUGUGUGUGUGUGUGUGUGUGUUACGUGACUUGGUAAGUCUGUUUGUGUAUGUUUCCUUUGAAUUGUAGUCCAGACUAUGUAUAUUACUGUCUCCUGGUGCUUCAGAUAAAUUCUGAGCCUGUGGCCCUUCAGUUUAUACUACUGUGUUACACUCAUGUUGAGUGUAAAUAUUGAUACAUUUGUAGUUUUACUUGGUGUUUGCAUUUCUUUUCUUUAGUGGGAUUAAAAAACAAUGUUUACCAACUAGUAGUUGGUAUGCUAAAGAUUUGGCCUAAGAAAUUUCUAAAUUCAUUGUGUAUUUCAUUAAUUCGUUAUUUCAGUAGGCUUUUUUCAAACUAUAACAACCAAAAAGGGACAUUUGGGGGAUGUUGGACAGUGUAUUGUCUGUAUUGAAGUGUUCUAUUAUAUUGCACUACCACUUUAAUAUGGCACUUUCUUCAGUGGUGCUUUAGAAGUGCCUUUUUAAUCAUAAGUGUGGGGGGUCCCCUAGGUGUUGUACAGGAAAUACAUUCUUUAUGCUGACAUGGUAAAAAUAGGGCUGUCUUUGCUAUGGUACCUCAGUUCUCAUGGCAGUAAGUUAGGUUUUUAGAGAAAUACGUUAGCUGCCUUGGUUCAUUGGGGUUCCAUUUGAAGCGUUCCUACUUCAGCGUACCAAACCAGGAUCCCAAAAUGUUUUUCAGGGACCACUAAAAACACUGCAGUAUUACCUUCCAGAAUGUUGGCUUUCUUGAUUCAAGAGGAGGCCUCCUGUGGUCAGAUGAAGACAUUUGAUUAUCUGGGGAGAGAAUAAGAUGCACUUCACCUCACAUUGCAUCAAUUUAAAGAGUGCUGGGACCCCCUUAAAAAGCACCUGGUGGAAGGGAAGGGCAAGGUUGUCCUUGUUCAGUGGCUGCCCCUCGAGCCUCCGAGCCUUGGAGGAGGCUCUGAUUAGUGCAGAAAAGCCUGCUCUGGGUUUUUUCGACAAAUUAUUGAGCACCUGCUAACAAUUCUGCUUGGGAAGCAGAAGAGUGAGGCAGAUGUGGCACUGCCCUUCCUCUGGAUUGUAAAGUCCUGUGGGCAGGGCCGUCCCUUAAUCACCUGCGAAUCCCAGUGCGUGCACACAGUAGGCAGUCAAUAAAUUUUGAUGGGUGAAUAUAGUAUGCUGUGAUCAAAGUGAUGUUCUUCACCGGAUGGAAAAGUACCCUUCGAGAGUGACUUAAAAUUUUUCUGGGUUUUAAACUCGAAAGUUUGUGCACAGAUGGCUGGCCUUAUAAAGUGGGAAACUAGCGCAGAAUAAAAAACGCAAAGUGCCUGACAUGUGACGCACAACUCUAUGGUCUCCACUUGUUCUGUAGGAUUUUCGAGACCUCUGCUUGGCAUACCUGAUAACGCUUAUCCUAGUGGCUACUGAGUUAUAUUUACUGCUCUUUAUAUGGGACUCUUUGACCCUGGCAUCUGUGUGAAGCGGUGGUGCUCCCCACUGGACGGAGAGCAGUCCAGGGCCCAGUGGGUGCAGCUUCGCUCCACUGCAGAGCA
Molecule: messenger RNA, 6330 nt
Organism: Myotis brandtii (Brandt's bat)
Lineage: Eukaryota; Metazoa; Chordata; Mammalia; Chiroptera; Vespertilionidae
Gene: GAN
Product: gigaxonin
Exons: 11
Coding region: 256-1809 (517 amino acids)
Biological process (GO): cytoskeleton organization
Molecular function (GO): protein binding
Source: RefSeq, a predicted model, not a curated record